AUGACACGAGCCAUCCCAGAAGUCCGAACGCCAAUUACAAUAUUUGCAGAUGAUGAUGUGAGCUGGCCGCGCACGGUACUUCCUUGGAUCCUAGCUCCUUUUGAGAAAGAUGAGCGAUAUGGAGGAGUAGUUACCUGCCAACGACUCCGUCGCGCUGCUGCACCAAGUAUUUCCCAGCGUGUCUGGGGAUUUUUGGGUGCUCUAUACUUGGAAAGGAGAAAUUUCGAUUGUGCAGCUACAACACAUAUUGAUGGUGGACUCCCUUGUAUGUCGGGUCGAACCGUCGCAUACAGAACAGACAUCCUUCAAAAUGAAGGCUUCACAUAUGCAUUCACUAAUGAGGAAUGGUGGUUUGGGAAAUAUCAGUUGAAUGCGGAUGAUGACAACUUUAUUACACGCUGGAUGGUGUCGCAUGGCUGGGAGACCUUUAUGCAAUACCAUCCUGAAGCUGAAGUCCUCACAACUUUGGAAGAUAACCCCAAGUUUUUGAAGCAAUGCGCACGAUGGUCCCGAAGCAACUGGAGAAGCAACCUCACGACCUUGGAGCGCGUACGCGGUACAUUUGACAACAUUGUCACCCCCGGCCCUCUUGGGAGAUUUGCUGCUCGUUUUACUAUGCCAUAA
Molecule: messenger RNA, 624 nt
Organism: Aspergillus tanneri
Lineage: Eukaryota; Fungi; Ascomycota; Eurotiomycetes; Eurotiales; Aspergillaceae
Exons: 2
Coding region: 1-624 (207 amino acids)
Source: RefSeq, a predicted model, not a curated record